CGUGCCCAGUCGGUUCUCUCUCGCUCUCGCUGGAAAAUAGAAAACACAAGCAAAGGUAAACAGUGAACAAAGACACCGGUAGGGAUAACAAAGGAAGCGGAGAGCAUUUCCACCGGAAGCGGAAGUGCAUUUGCAGUGCGCUCAGAACAGGGAGAUCACUCAUACGCACUACCGAAAUUACGCAUACGCAGGGUUGGCCAGAAGAAAGAAAGUUAAGAAAUAAGUGACUGCACUACUAAUAAGGAAAUUACACAUACGCACGGUUGGCAGCUGUUGGCUAAUAAGGAAAUUACUCAUACGCCGCGGUGGCCUUUGAUGAGGUAGGAGUCGCUGAAAAGAACAAAAGAUGGGCACUCCUCAUGUCUGCUUCGCCGAUGAGCAGCAGCAGCAGCAGCAACAACACAAGACCGCCAGCAAUGGCAGCCUGAACAACAACAACAACAACAAACUGGAUGUGGGCUACAACAACACUUUGGGCAAUGGCACCCCCUCGCCGGGCGGCAGUCUCAGCGUUUCGCCAACGCCGCGCUACGAACGCAAUCUGGGCUUCUUUCGGCAGCUGAGCCGCCGCUUCGGCCUGAGGUCGCAGGAUGACCUAGUUCAGUCGGAUGACGCAGCCAGCGUUGCAACAUCGAGAAGUGGAGGCGGUGGAGGAGGGGGAGUGGCCGGAGUCACGCUCCAGGAGGAGGACGCGCACAGUUCAUCGACCGACUCGUGCUCCUCGGGGCGUGGCCUCAACGUGGCCCAUCAGUCGCGACUGGAGCUCAUGUCCAUGUCGUGUGCCUCCAGCGAGACGAGCAGCACCCUAGACAUCGAGGAGCAGCAGGAGCAACUGCAGCAGCAGGAGCAAGUGCAGCAACCAUCGAAGAGGAAGCCAAUUAGCCGGGCCAGUUUCUCGCGUCUCCAUCGACGCUCCACAUCUUCGCUGCGUCGCGCCUUCGAAAGUCUUUCGCUCACCUCGCGUUCGAUGUCCUGCAGCGGUCCCUCACCCCCACCGCCGGCUGCCCAUCCUCCCACAAUCGCCAGCGGUCCGCCAGCAGCGGCCCUGCCCCUCAAGUCGGCCCUCAAAUCUGCCUCAAAUGUGGAACUGCACAGGCAGCAGCAACUACAGCAACACCAUCAUCAACAUCAUCCGAUGGGCAGGUCAUCCUCAUCGUCCUGCAGUUCAGUGGCCAAAAGCAAGGUGAAGCCGCCGCCACAGAGGAUCCUGCGGCAGCCCGUCUCCUACACAUAUCUCAAGGGCAUGUCCGGUCUGCCGACGCAGCGGGUGCCGCGCAGUUCCGUCUGCUGUCAGUAUGCCAGGCGCUAAGGACCCACUACUCAAAUCGAAAAGGAUAUCCAGGAUAACAAGGCAAUGAGAAGAUAAUAGAGGGAAAGAGAGUAAGCAGUAUCAGGAACCACUAAUCAGCUAAGCAAGCAAUCACCCUUAUCCUUUUUUCUU
Messenger RNA from Drosophila suzukii, 1441 nucleotides. RefSeq lists its product as uncharacterized. Lineage: Eukaryota; Metazoa; Arthropoda; Insecta; Diptera; Drosophilidae. The record is from RefSeq and is a predicted model, not a curated record.